GGGACUUAAAAAGUCUUAUUAUCACCAACACUUCCAGUUGUAGUUUGCUUCUGUGAGGGAAUUGUUGUGAUAAAGCCUCGUUUACCUUAUAGCUAAAAAAGUUUUUUCAUAACGUUCAGUGCCAACAAAAUGUUUAUUCAUAUGUAAAAAUAACAAUUUGCGAAUUUUAAAACAAUUUUUCCUUCAAACUUCAUAGUUUCCAUUUAUUUCGAAAUCCAUAAUUAAUUAAUUAAUUAAUUAUUAUUAUUUACUAUUAUUAUUAUUAUUAUUAUUAUUUAAUUAAUUAAUUAAUAAUUUGAAUAACACAUCAUAAUUGCUUAAAUUAUUUCAAGUUUUUGUUUGUUUGUUUAUUUAUUACAACACUUAAAAUUAAUAGUUUUGAUAAAAUAUUGUGUUAUUAUUUAUUAACGUCAGUAAAGAAUUUAAUUGGAUAAUACAUUUAGAAAGAAGAUUUAUUAUAAAAAAUACGGAAACAAAUUUAUUUAAUUAGUAUAAUUAUAACACGGAUAUUCGAUAAAGAAAAGUGUCCAGUGUGUGAUGAAUUCUAUUUUUAUUCAUUUGACAAGUGUGUUAGAUAAUAAGAAUUGUAAUAUAACUAUCGCAUUAAUUCCAUAGGAAAUGUGCCAUGGAAAAUAUAGUGAUAGAGUGACCUUCUCUUUGAUAUCUAUAAGUCUUGCUAAAGUUUAUAAUGUUGAUUAUCAAGUUUCUUUUAACACUAUAUAGGAUUAAAUUUGCAUUAUUCAUGUAAAUUUUGAAUCCAAGAAUGUUGAACUGCAACCUGAAAAAUUUAUUUAAAUCUAUUUCCGUGGAAACUAGUUAAAUUUCCAGGACCACACAAAAUUAAAAUUUAAUUUCAGCAGUGAGAGUGAAAUAUGAAUUGCAAGUGAAUCGAACGAAAUAUAAAAUGGUUUUAAAUUAUUAAGUUACACGAUUUAAAAGAGAACAUUCCUCAUGUCCUAAAUAAUGUGUUUGAAUAUGGUUUCAUUUUAAUUGAAAAUAAAAUUUAUUUUCACCGCAAACAUGAAAUACAGAAUUAUACCACUGGAGAGUAAUUCUGAUAUUAGUUAUAGAGUCAAAUGUGUUUCCAUUGAAACGGAACGUGUUUUUGGCGAUGUUCUCGUCACAAAUCAAACUCAAGAUUCUGUUUUUUGUAAAAAUUAUUUCCCAACCGUUUGGAGAAAGAAGAAAUGUAAUUUAAUUGAAAAAACAUUAGAUAGUCCUGAUUUUAUGAAAAUGAACAGCAAACCAGUGACUCGACGAAAAAGUACAAUAUGUCAUAUUUCUGGAACGGUGCAGAAGAAUUUACAGAGAUCAAAAUCCGUUGGGGAUGUUAUUUUGAAGACAACAGACGAUAUACACAAUUUUCAAAAUCAGGAAAUUUGGAAACAGAAGAUUUAUCCGGGGCCAUUCGAAAAUAUAGAAUUGAUAAGUCGAGAAAAGACAGUUGCCACUUUAGUCGAUCAACUUCUUUCGGAUAUUUAUGGAAUUUCAAGCAGUGAUAAAGGAAAAUCGGAAAGCGACUCAUCGUUCUCUUCUAAAUCACAACUACGACCUACCAAUUUACAAAAAACUCGGCUUAUGCUUAAAACGGAAAAUGAACUUCGUGUGCUUCUUAAAAGUUUAAUGGAACACGUCAGUUAUGAAGGGGGACUUUUAAUUCGUCAACUUCGACGACGAGAUAAUCUUAUUGCAAAACGUGAUAAGCAAUAUGAUGUUAUCACAGCUAAUCUUCAGGAACAUUGUAAAAAAACGAGUGAGGAUUCAAGAAUAAAAUUUAGUCUAACACCACAGCCCGGAGAAAGCGGUUUUACACAAUGGUUGGAUGCUAUGAAAAUGGUGGCCGGAUUACCGGGUGGAAUCCCAUCAGAGUUUCGAAGGAGGUUGUGGAUUACACUGGCAGAGAGACAUUUAGAACAGCGGGAAGUGGAUUGGAAACAAGCAGAAAAAGUAUGUUUCAACGAGUGGAGCAACCCAGAUGAUGAAGAACUUGGCACUCAAAUUGUCAAGGACCUUCACAGAACUGGUUGUAGUUUAUUUUGUGGCGCAGCCGGCCGAGAUAAUCAGGCAGUUCUACGUCGAGUGUUACUUGGCUUCGCUCGCUGGAAUAAAUCCGUGGGUUAUUGCCAAGGUUUAAAUGUAUUGGCAGCUUUGAUUCUUCAAGUUGUUGAUCGCGCAGAAUCUUCAGCUGUUAAAGUGAUGAUCUAUUUAAUAGAAGGUGUCCUACCAGAAGGAUAUUUCGCCGACAAUUUACGUGGACUUUCAGUUGAUAUGGCCGUAUUUCGUGACCUCUUAAGAAUAAGGUUACCCAGGUUAUCAAAACAUCUUGAGGCCUUGCAAACAGACGCCAAGGACAAAGCUACAGGGAGCAGUUACGAACCGCCAUUGACAAAUGUGUUUACGAUGCAAUGGUUUCUCACCCUCUUUUGUCACUGUUUACCUCAAGAAGCAGUUCUUCGGGUCUGGGAUCUCAUAUUUCUCGAAGGGGAUGAAGUACUCUUGAGAACUGCGUUGGCAAUUUGGGAAGGACUUUCAGACCGAAUAAUGACCGUGAAGUCAGCAGAUGAGUUUUACAGCAUAAUGGGUGUGCUCACGCGGGAAAUGUUGGAGUUUACAGACACAAACAACUUAAUAAAGACUAUCGUCAGCAUGGGGUCUUUAUAUGGAGUCACGAGUCUCAGAGAAAAGCAUCGAUAUAAUAUUACACCCUGGGCUCGCCGAUUAAGUGACGACGAGGAUGAUAGUGAAACUGAAGAGGAAGAAAGAUUGGCUGUAGCCGCAGCAGCUGCUAUUUUUAGUAUGCCACAAAGAAAGAAAGAUCGUUCUUCCUUAGCUUCGGGAACUUUGCAGACUUUAAGUGGCGACAGAGAAAAACUGGCUUUAGAUAUAACUACGCUGAAGCAACAAUAUGCAAAAUUACGAGAACGUCAACGUCAAGCCCAUAUUAUACUUUCUGCUGCUUGUGCGAGACAGUCUUUGGUUCCACCUCCAACAUCGGCUAUGAAUCAUCUUCUUGCUGGAAAAAAUGCAUUGGUCAGCGGAAGAAAUCGUCAAAUUGGUACAUCCGCUUUAAUAUCUACCUCCAAAGUGAAAUCCUCGCCUCGUUUAAGUCCCAGGAGUCAAAAUCGGAAAGAUAGACAAGCAGUGACUUUACAUUGGAAGGAUAUGAAAAAGCGUCAAAAUAGCAGGGAUUUACCUGAUGAUGAAGGAGGACAGCCUGACACGUUAGUGCAUUCACCCGAAACAAUGUCGGUCACAAUGACGUCAUCGAAACGCAGCAGUGCUGACAGCGACAGCGACAGUACAUCAACUGAACUCUGCGAUGAACCUGAUCGUCUCAGUGAUGUUGACAGUGAAGAGCCAACUUCAUCUUCAGAUUGUUAUGUCAUGGCUACAGAUGAUGAGAAAAGUCCUCGUUUAGGAUGUUCUCCAAUUGCUGGCCAAACACCAUCGAGAAUUCAACCGGAAGUGAAAAAUGAGUUCGCGAGUGUUUGUGUUGUUGGUGCUGUUUCUGAAUCACAUGUCAGUGGACUGUCGUCAGAUCUUGAGGAAACAUCAAUUGCCGAAAUAACAGAUCAGAUUCGAAGAUUGUCGGCGGGUGAUAAUGAUUUUGUAGCAAGCGGAGUGUUCAGUGAUUGUGAAAUUCAGAAAAAGAGUCAAGAACUCAAAGUUUCCGGCUCUUUUCAUUUUUUAGCUAGAUUAGAUGAAUCGGACCGAAAGGAGUGUGUUGAGAGUUCAGAUUCCAAAGGCGUUAAUUAUGAUUACAAAAAUUUUGAUAGCCUCUUAGAUCAAGGGAUUAGUGAUUCAAUAGGAAAUAAUUCGUUUAAUGAAGUUUCAAAUAGAACUUCCUCUCAAAAUAAUGUCUUAGAUGAUUUGUCAAUUUUUCCUCUAACUGUUGAUAAAAAAUUAAACAGACUUUCCGAAACUGAAUUGAAUUGGUCUAAUUUAGAUUACAUUUAUCCGAAAGUUCCAAUCUCUAAUCAUUUAUCGAAAAAAAGUCCACAAACUCCAGAAUCGGCCAGUUCUGGAGAAACCAUGGGACCUGAUUCAAAAUCUUCUAGUUUAAGAAUGAGUCCCAGAACGCCUAUAAGAUCCGAGUCGAGAGCUCUUGAAAAAUCGACAUCCUCUUCUGUUAGCUCGGACUCAAAGACAUUGACUCUUCAAUCCAUUGAGGCUGAUCUGAUAAACGUGAGAACGAAAUUAGAGCCAAAAGUUCCUUCCUUUGAUAAAUCGUGUUCAUCAACUCCCAUUAGUGUUGAUUCCCUAAAGGCAAAAUCAGAUUCCAGUCCCAAACUUGUUUUAAGUAGUUCCAGUGAAUCCUAUAGUCCCAAUAAACUCAAGUCUUCCGAGAGGUCUUUCAGUUCUGACCUUCAAUCGCCGAUCAGUGCCAAUUCCAUAAAGUACUCAUCAAAUUAUAAAGACAAUGGUAAUCUUUCUGACACUCCACCUAUCGAAUUGGUAUCAAUCACUUCUCCCUUUUAUCCAAUUGCUCAUCCAAAUCAAAAGACACCAUCUCCGUAUGAUGCUGUUUCCAAAAAGGCAGAACCGACUUUAAAAUAUUCACUAAAAUCUGAUUAUUCUUUUUCAACGGAUUUUUUACAGACCAAAGUCUAUGAAAAUAGUGAAACUUAUAUGGAUCUCAAGAUUGGUGGAAGUGCCUUUCUCAGUUAUCAAAAAUAUAAGUUUGUUGAUGAUCCUGUUAGAGAAGAUGAUUCUUUGUCAGCACUACCGAAAGAAAAUUCAUUUGAAGGAGUUAAAAAAAAGGAAAAUGAGAAAUUAUUCCCAAAGCCAUUUGAAAGAAGUUGUAGCAGUUUGGAUAAAAAAUUUCCAAAUUUGACAUCAUCUAGUUCAAAUGAAGAAUUAACGGUGAAAAAAAGAUCGAGUGAUAUUUUAGAAGAUUUAAAGCAUCUUGAAUCAAAAUCCGAAUGUCAGUCGGAUACCAAUAUGCUAACGAAAAAAACCGGCUACAUUUGGGAGGAUGUUCAGAAUUUAGAAGCGAGAAGACAGGAUACUUUUAGCGAUUCAGCUAGUGGAUUCUCGAAAAGUCGUAUCAAUAUUCCAGGUAUCAGUAUAUCCAACGAGAACAGAAAAACAUACAUAGUCGAGCCAAAGAUCAACAUUGAUGAAUGCAGUGAUAGUAUACUAAAAAAAGUUACACAAAACAGUAACAAUAAAGAUGAUGAUGACGACAAGGAAUCUAAGUUAGGUGUUUGGACUAAAGUGAAACCGAGAAAAAUUGGCGAUAAUGGUCGUCGAAGCAGCAGUGACAGAGCAUUAAAAAUAAUUCAAGAAAAUUCAGCGAUUUUACAAAAAAUUCUCACAUGUCAAGCCAAGAAACGUUUACCAGAUCUAGAGGAAAUUUCAAAAGAAAUUACUAUCAGUCCUAUCAAUGAGGAGAUAUCAAAGAUCUUCAGUCCAAUAUUGGAGAAAAUGGGAUUGAAUGAACACGAGAUAAAUGAGGAGCUUGCUAAAAUUAAUUUUAAAGAUUUGGGUCAUAUAACAUCCACUACAUCUGAAUUUGAUGCAAAAAUAAAUGAUGAACUUUGUAAAUUAUCGUUAAUUGGUGACGAUGAUGACGUUGAUUUAGAUGAAAUUAUUUCUCAAGAUUAUCUCGAAACUAGAGACGCUUUUAUUGAUCGACAAAUAAAUGAGGAACUUUCCAAACUUACUAAUUACGAUGGUGAAUCGCCAUCAAUUGGUUCAUUCAAACGUGAUCAGAAAAUUCAUAUUGAUAACUAUAAUUAUAAAAAAGCUGAACCAAAAAAUGGUGUCUUGACUCAGGAAGAGAUGGAAAAUUAUAAUUCGUAUGUACCGAUUCAAUUUCAUCCAAUGAAUCAGUCAUUGAAUCCAUUGAGCCAUUCAUUGAAUCUAGUAAAUCAGACAUUUAGUUCAGUGCAUCAGACAGUGAAUCAAAAUCCCUGUCCUUUUGGCCAGACACUAAGUCCUUUGAGUCAUCCUCUGAGACAAACGCUUAAUCCCCUCAGUGAGAAAUUAAGUCCACUGAAUCAAAAUUCCCUGUGUCAGACGCUAAAUUCUUCUUUCUGUCAUAAUCCUUUAAGUCCGUCAUUAAAUUCAAUAAAUCAGUCAUUAAAUCCACUGUGUCAAUCAGUAAUCCAUAAUUCUAAUCAUCAGACCUAUUCAACGAAAUAUUCUAAGUUUACACCUAAAAGUGAUAUUGAUAUUUACAGGGAACUGGAGAAACUGGACCAGAUUCAAGUUUUGUCUUCGCAGGUAAUUCCCGAGGCGAUAAUUCCAGCUCUUCCUUAUAAAAACACAUCUUAUCCGGAAACAAGACAAGAUUACUCAAAGGAAGAAAAAUCAUUUGACUCUUCACCUCUCAAGAGUCCUUACGAUACUUACAAACCAUACGAAUUCAAAUUAUCACCAAUAAUAUCUCCAAGAAAAUCUCCAAAUGAUUCUUAUUCGGCUCGAGGGUACGAGAAAUCAACCUUUGAUUAUCAAAAUUUCGAUUUUGAGAUGAAUCACAAGAAAAUUUUGUCUAAGGAAAGUCUGGAAUUUCGUGUUCGUUAUGAUGAAGAUAAAGUAGCUGCUUUUCAAAGUGAGGGAAAAUUCCAAAAUGAGGGAGCGCCUUAUUAUAAUGACAAGCCUACUCCUACAAAUAAUAUCCAAUUGAAGUUUAAUGAAGAAAGAUUCUCAGGAUCUAAUGGAGAAAGAUUUCUGGGUACUUCAAAUGAAGAAAAAUUUAUGGAAUCUUCUAAUGGAGAAAGAUUUCUGGUAUCCACGAAUGAAGAAAGUUUCCUGGGGCCUAUAACGCAAGAAAAAUUCCUAGGAUCUAAAAUUGAUGACAGAUUUUUAGGGUCAAUUGAUAAAACUGAAGAAAUGUUUUUAGGAUCACGCGAAGAAAGGUUAUUAAAAUCGAGUGCCCUUUCACCAUUGGAAUACAAGUAUGAAACUUAUCUUUCCAGAAAACAUGAAUCGAUAUCGCCAAAUGAUUCUAAAUUGGAAUUUGACAGACAACCUUAUAAACUAAUGGAUCCUGGAAUGGAGGAUAAAUCUUUUCUGAAUUCGAGUCAAGAAUCUCAUUUACUAUCUACGAGUAAUCAAUUCAACAGAGAAUUUGCUCAAUUGUCAAAUCCAUUUUCAGCACAGCUGUCUCCGAGUUUAGGGGAAGCAACAAAGAGACCCGAUUAUUCAGGUAAAUUAAAUAUUACAAACAUGAAUGAUUCGAGAGAAUCAGUGAAUCAUAAGAAAUCGUCCUUAAGUCUUGGAAAUAUUGAUUAUACCAAUAGAUCAGGAUUUGAAGGAAGUCCAAGUAUAAAAUCGAAUUUCAGCCCUUUUCCCGUUAGAAAUGCCCCUAGAAAACCAAAAGAAUUGGGAUUGAAAUUGGGACUUUAUUCACCAACUAGUCUUGGUAAUGGCCAAGGAAAAAAGUCCUAGUAUUCAACAAUUAGAAAUGAUAACUUUGAUGGAUACUGACGAAUGUGAAAAUUUCCCUUGAAAUUCGGGAAUUAAAAACUAUUAAAAGUAAUUCAGUAUUCAACAAAGUUUUUGCAAAAAACAACAUUUUUUGAAUAUGACAUUUGCAAUUUAAGAUAUAGUCGCAAUAAGAUUUUAAUAGUAUAAUAAAUUGUCUAAAAGAAAAAUAUGAAUCCAAUCGUCUAUUGAAUCCUUGAAAAAAAUUUAUAAAAUUAUCUAGAGAAAAUUGUUUAAAAAUUUUUAAAUUAAGUUUAUUUUAAAUUAAAUUUUCUAUGAAAAAUAUUCUUAACUAAUUAUUAUAUAACUUAAAAUAUGAGAAAAUGUUGAUGUCCAGUAAGUUUGACCAGUAUAGUUAAAAUUUUCAAAAAACAAAUCUUGUGCGCAAAUGUACUCAACUUGUGCUCUAAUGUGCACAAGUUGAAAACAUUUUUGAAAAACUUAAAAUCCCAGGCAAAUAAUUUUUUAAAACGCCUAAAAUUAAAAUUUUCAAGAAAGAGAAAAUAAAUUUUAUGACAAAUUGUGUUUGCGACAUGUGCACAAAUUCAUUUUUUUAAAUUCCAAAUGCCGGGCACAAAAUUAAAUAACAUUUUUAAAACGUCUAAAAUUAAAAUUAAAAAGAAAUUAAAUUUUGUACCAAAUAGUAUUCUUUUGUGCACAAAUUAAUUUUUUUAAAAACUCAAAAUUCUGGGUUAAAAAAUUAGAAAAAUUUUGUUCUAAUAAUUCUAAUAAUUUUUCUAAAUCAGAUACUAUUAUUUGUGCUAAUUAUCUUUUAAUACAUUUAAAUUUUACACUGAAAAUAUGUUUUGGAAAAUUUUUUAAAAAAUCUGAAUUUUUAAAUGAACACAAGUCGAGCACAAUUAGACAUAAUAUUUGUUUUUUGACAAUUUUAACUUUACUAGUCUCACUUCCUGGACAUAAAAUGUUGCCAAAAUUUGCAGAAAGUUUAUAGUAAAAAUAAUUAAAUUUAUAGUUCGGGAAAAAUAUUUAAAAUAUUAAAUAUUAUUUUAAAUUUUAUAAUUAUUAGUAAUAAAAAACCUAAAUUUGUUUACACAUUCUUUGAGCAAAUAUUGAAAAGUUUGUAAAAUAUGUGUAUAAAAGAAGUCUUGGAUAAUAAAAAGAUUUCUGCUUCGAAUUGUAAAAAAGUCCAGUUGAAUUUCUUACGUAUUAUUUUCUUUUUUAUUUUUUACACAAAAUUUAAAAUAAAAAUCUAUAAUUGUAAAAUACAGUAACGAUUUAAUGAAAAAUAUAUUAUUCAUGAAAAUAAGUAUUUAUUGAUAACUUUUCAAAUUGUUAAAUUUCUAAUAUUUAAUUAUUAGCCUAAUUUUAUAAUAAUUUUUGUUAAAUUUAAAUAUUUUUAAUUAGUUGCUACAGUAAUGAAAAAUGUGAGAUUUCAUUAAAGAGUUAAAUGUAAUUAAGUAAUUGUAAUAGUAGGUAUGUAAUUGUAAAAUACAAACGAUCUGUAACUAAAUUCUGUAGAAAGUUAACAAAAUCAAAUUUUAAGUACUUUGUGCUAUAACUUCACCGUGAUUUUAUAUACUAAUAAAUUAAAAUCGACUAGAAAAAUUGAAAUGAAAUAAAGUGAGAAAAAAAAUAAAAAAGUAAAGAAGUGACAAAAAUAUUAUUCAAUAAAUGUAAAAAUAAUUGAGCGCAUUAAUUAAGAUAUUUAAUUUUUAAGUAAUGAUUGAUUCUAAUAAAAAAUAUCGAUACAGUUUAAGAAACAAGAAAAAAGAACAUAAAAUAUUACCAUUGUAUAAUGUAACAAUAUAAAUUGUAUAUUUUUCAUGUAAAUAGAAUCAAGUCUGAAAGCAAACAAUUUUCCAAUUCUUAAAAAAUUUACAAGUGUUAAGAAUUUUUCUUCUUGAAAUUCUCAGUUUUUAUUAAAAAGGAUUUUAUUUCAAGAAACGUCUAGAUAGAAAAUUUUUUCAAUCGCUUUGCUUACAAAUCUGAUUAUACAGAGAAAAAAGGAAAAGAAAUGCUAUCCAGUCAAUUAAUGCAUUUCCAAAAAGAGUCUUAGAGCUUUUUACUUAAUGCUAACAAAAGAAUGAAUUUAGACAGAAUAUAUAUACAUUAUAAAAAAAUGAAAUAUGAAGAAACAGAAAGUAUUCUCAGAAAUGCUUUAAUGAAAUAAAUCGUUACAGAAUCGUGUGAUCCCGAGGCGCUUUAUCUUAAACUUUAUUCUCUAUAUAAGAUGUGUUAUUUGGCGUAAAUUUGUUUUAACUGCAAAAUCAUGAGGACUUAACUUAGCCUCCAAAUGGCAAAAAAACCUGAAUGAAUAAAGGUAUUCAUCACAUAACUAUUUAAAUAUAAUAUAUUUGUUACAGUAAAAGUAUAAAUACAGUUAAAAUACUAUUUACAGUUUUUUAAUAUUGCUCAUAUAGAUUUUCAAGCAUUUAAUUUAUUAAAAAUAUAAUUUUUUCUCCUUAUCAUUCAUUUGUUUUGUAUUAUUUUCAGAAAUACAUAAUGUAAAUCUUUACAUCUAGAUUAAAAAUUGUAAAUAGUAUUUUAACGGCAAAAAACACUACUUUUACAUAAACAGAAAAAAGUUUCCUAUUUAUCAGACUGAAUUUCAAAAAAAAUUUUAAAAAUCUAUCACUUCGGUUUUGAGAAAAAUAACUUUUUAGACUUAAUUUAAUUUUUUAAAUGCUUCCA
Leptopilina boulardi is the source of this 10083-nucleotide messenger RNA. RefSeq lists its product as uncharacterized. Gene Ontology annotation, cellular component: endoplasmic reticulum. The transcript has 13 exons. The record is from RefSeq and is a predicted model, not a curated record. NCBI's taxonomy places the organism in Eukaryota, Metazoa, Arthropoda, Insecta, Hymenoptera, Figitidae. Bases 1021 to 7395 code for a protein of 2124 amino acids.